This is a messenger RNA of Diatraea saccharalis (sugarcane borer), 752 nucleotides long. NCBI's taxonomy places the organism in Eukaryota, Metazoa, Arthropoda, Insecta, Lepidoptera, Crambidae. The record is from the annotation of a GenBank genome assembly.
AUGGGGAAUCUUUUUAUCUACACAGACCACCUACUAUUUCGACGAUGACCACACCAAUGAUUCAAAUUUAUAAUCAUUUGUGUUCUAAUAAUUAUAAGGUGUAAAAUACAUUAGGUCUGUUAGUCAAGCACGUGAACAACCCGUGGCGUGCUACUUGAUUAUGCUGAUCCGUUGACAUUUGCGCGCUUUUAUAGUAAGCCAUUUUAGCUGUACUUUACUUAUAUUAUACCUUACGAUUACUUCGUGAAUUAUUUCGUGAUCUUAUUUAUAUGUGUUAUAUACAACAAUGAAUACAUUGAUAGGCUGAUAAUGUGACAUCGUAUUAUAUUGUUCAGGUUUCUGCCGCGACUCCAUGUUUUCUAUAACUGCGGAAUACAACAGCGGAGCACUAUCCUGCUUGUGUGACUUCAUGGGCUCCACUGAGUUGGAGUGCAACGUGUUCGGCGGGCAGUGUCCAUGCAAACCAAACGUGAUCGGCCGCUCGUGUAGUGUUUGCAAAACAGGCUAUUACGGCUUCCCCAACUGCCGCCCUUGCAACUGCCCAUCUACUGCAGUCUGCGAUGAUAAUGGAAUGUGCAUCUGCCCUAAGAACGUGGAAGGUGAGAACUGUGACCGCUGUAAGCCGUUCACGUUCAACUUCGACGUGCACCGUGGUUGCGACGACUGCAACUGUAACCCGCUCGGUGUCCUCGGCAACCAGCUGCAGUGUGAACCGGACAGCGGCAACUGCGCGUUAGUACCACCCUAUUAAU